AUGAGAGAUGAUGAGGAGCAAGAAGGGUUGCUCGAGCAAGAUGCAAAUGGUGUUGAAAGUCCGAUAGCCUUACGACCGCUCGACAGCCAAGCCAAGACAGUUUACCUCGAGGACGACGUCGACUUCGAUGCAAGCCCAGGACCAGACUCAACAUGGACAGCCGAAGAGGAGAGAAGAGUGGUGCGGAAGCUGGACUUUUUGGUGAUGCCGCUGCUUAUCGUGGCCUUUUUUGCUUUGCAGCUCGACAGAGGCAACAUCGGUAACGCUUUGACUGACUACUUCCUGGACGAUGUCGGUAUCACGCAGUCUCAGUUCAACGACGGACAGGAGCUUCUCGCACUGGGUAUCGUGAUAUGGGAGAUACCGUCCAACUUCAUCCUCUACCGUAUCGGGCCAUCCGUCUGGAUCAGUGCUCAGAUCGUGGCAUGGGGACUUGUUGCUACUUUUCAGGCCUUCCAGCAUGGCGUCGGUGCGUUCAUGCUUACGAGGUUCUUGCUCGGCUCGUUCGAAUCCGGCUUCAUACCUGCGGCGCUGUUUACCAUAUCACGAUUCUACAAGCGGAACGAGACGUCAAAGCGAUUCUCGCUCCUCUUCAUGGGCAACCACCUAGCACAGGCUACAAGCGGCCUGAUAGCUUAUGCUAUCCUGCACAUGAGGGGAGUCUUUGGCCUUGGAGGAUGGCAGUGGCUGUUCAUUCUCGAAGGCCUCUUCACCGUCUCCAUCGGCAUUCUCUUCGUCGCCCUGUUUCCGAAAGGCAUCGUCAACCCAACCAGCUUGACUGGUAUUCAGUACUUCACGAAACGGGAAAGCUACAUUCUGUCAUCAAGAGUACUCCUCGACGAUCCGAGCAAGCAGCACAAAGGCGAGAACAUCACUUCUGCCGAGCUCAAAAGCACAUUCACCAACUGGAAACUUCUUCCGCACAUCAUUGCUGCGGUUCUAGGUCUGGCACCAGGUGCCACGUUUGGAGCCUAUGGUCCCACCCUUGUUGAGAGCUUUGGCUAUCCUCGCCUAGCCAGCAACGCCUUGAUGUCCAUCGGUCUCUGGCUUGGGCUCAUUAUGACUUUCAUUGCUGGCAUCCUGGCUGAUAGGACAGAUCGGCGCGGUCUCAUUGCACUGGGAGGGAUCUUUGGGCUUUGGCUUUCAGUGCUAGUCAGCAAGAUGCUUGUCCCAGAUCACGAAGUGACCACUAUCCACCACGACGUUGCACGUUUCCUGGCCUUGACGAGUGCUGUCGGCUUCUCUGGAACCUGGCAUCCUGUGAAUGGCAGCUGGAUGGCGCUGAACGCUCCGACGCUGGGCGAAAGGUCAAUCACGAUGGCUAUCCUCAUCAUGUCCGCCAACUCUGCUGGUAUCAUCGGAGCUCAGCUGUUCAAGGAAGGAGACGGACCGCUCUAUCCAAAAGGCUGGUCGAACAUUGUCUUGAUCGUGUUCUUUGGAGUUGGCGCUAUUGUGGUAGCCAACAUGCAGUACCGGUGGCUGAACCGGCGGAUGGCAGUAAAGGGCUUGAACAGACGCUUUGCAUUAUGA
Saxophila tyrrhenica is the source of this 1530-nucleotide messenger RNA. RefSeq lists its product as uncharacterized. Lineage: Eukaryota; Fungi; Ascomycota; Dothideomycetes; Mycosphaerellales; Extremaceae. The record is from RefSeq and is a predicted model, not a curated record. Gene Ontology annotation, biological process: transmembrane transport. Bases 1 to 1530 code for a protein of 509 amino acids. The transcript has 4 exons. Gene Ontology annotation, molecular function: transmembrane transporter activity. Gene Ontology annotation, cellular component: membrane.